Messenger RNA from Metarhizium brunneum ARSEF 3297, 1170 nucleotides. RefSeq lists its product as uncharacterized. The record is from RefSeq and is a predicted model, not a curated record. Lineage: Eukaryota; Fungi; Ascomycota; Sordariomycetes; Hypocreales; Clavicipitaceae.
AUGACGAGGUGGUUGAGCUCGAAGACUCCCCGCCAAGGCCAGUCAGUCCUGCCAGUCAGUCCUGCCAGUCAGCUCAUGCGCAACAGGACAAAGUCGUCGUCAUCGGCCAAUGUUGGACUCGCCCAACUACUUCCGAACACUGUGUCGGUCCUCAACGGAGCCGAUGCACGAGCGCGAUUACAUGCUCCGAGGCAACCGCCGUUCGGAGCAGUUGCAUCUGCGGCCAGCCAAGCCAUACAGAACUCCAAAGCCAGCACCAGAAAGCCUACGAGGCAGCGCACUGGCUACCAGUGGGUACACAUCAGUCUUCUGCUUGUGAGCCUGGAGGCCAGAUACUUCAAUGGCCUCGUGGUCGAGGUUCCAGAGACAGUAUUGCCCCUGAAAGACACCGUGAUCAAAUUCAACUCGGUAGAUUUACUUACCUGGCCAUCGUUCACCGAGACACUGUUCGAGCACCUACGUCCACUUCCAAGUAGUAUUGAUCCCUCCAACAAAAGCCUUUGGAGCCUUUCUUUCGCUUCAGCGUUCUCCGGCAAGAAAAUAGUCACCGUUCCAAAUACCGACAAGCACAUCACGCCUUCGAGUAUGCUAGCUUCGGGGCAUUUUCCCAACAAUCAAGCUGGGCAGUUGAAGGUUCUCGUCGUCUUGACGUCCACACAAGUAAUUGACAGGCAGGAGCCGAUUACGCCGCUGAGGCCAGAUGAAUACUCGACUCCCACCAAGGAGAACAAGAAACGGAGGAUCAAACAGGAGGACAAGACUCCAUCCCUUGUACACAAGAAGCGGAUCAAGCAGGAGAAGGACGUCGAAAGGGGGAACGAGACUAAAAGAGAUGAAAUCAAACAAGAGAUUCAUGUUAAGACGGAGCAAUACGAUCCGGAUGCUGAUACAUCUUCGCCAGGAUUGACGUGCAAUGAGUUGGAUGUGGAAGAACUAGGUGAGAUGGAACAUUCGCCCUCCGAUUUGGUGUCGAAUAGUAUCGAUGACGGAAUCAGAGACGAGGAUGACGCAGAGCAAGAGGCAGGGCAGGAGGGCGAAUAUGAAGACGAGACCAAAAAUGCCCAGGAGCUUGUAAGAAGCCAAGCCGACUCGGCGAAAUUAAAGACUGACCUCAUUAGGUGCGCUUAUCGUCAGCAGGCAUCUAUGAGUCCGCUGGUGGAGCUCAAGUAG